AUGGUGGGUCUGAAGCCCCCCGAGGUGCCCCCCCCGACCGCCGUGAAGUUCCUCAGCGCCGGCACCGCUGCCUGCAUCGCAGACCUCUGCACCUUCCCCCUGGACACGGCCAAAGUGCGGCUGCAGAUCCAAGGGGAGGUGCGGCACCCCCGGGCCCCCAACGCCGUGGAGUACCGAGGGGUGUGGGGGACGCUGAGCACCAUGGUGAGGACCGAGGGUCCUCGCAGCCUCUACCGGGGACUGGCGGCAGGGCUGCAGCGCCAGAUGAGCUUCGCCUCCAUCCGCAUUGGCCUCUACGACUCCGUGAAGCAGCUCUACACCCCCAAGGGGGCUGAGAGCUCGGGGCUGGGCACACGGCUGCUGGCAGGCUGCACCACCGGCGCCGUGGCGGUGGCCUGCGCCCAGCCGACCGACGUGGUGAAGGUUCGGUUCCAGGCCAGCGCCGCCAGGCCCCACGCCGCUCUCCGCUACAGCGGCACCUGGGACGCCUACAGGACCAUCGCCAGGGAGGAGGGGAUCCGGGGGCUCUGGAGAGGGUCCCUGCCCAACAUCGCUCGCAAUGCCAUCGUCAACUGCGGGGAGAUGGUCACCUACGACCUGCUUAAGGAUGCCCUGCUGCAGGGCCACCUGAUGGCAGACAACAUCCCCUGCCACUUCGUGGCCGCCUUCGGGGCCGGGUUCUGCGCCACGGUGGUGGCGUCGCCGGUGGAUGUGGUCAAGACUCGGUACAUGAACGCCGGCCCCGGGCAGUACCGCAACGUCCUCAGCUGCCUGCUGGCGCUGCUCAGGCAGGAUGGGCUCCCGGGGCUCUACAAGGGCUUCCUCCCCUCCUUCCUGCGCCUGGGCUGCUGGAACGUGGUGAUGUUCAUCUGCUACGAGCAGCUCCAGCGUGCCCUGCUCUUGGCCAGACCUGCCCCAGCCUGAGCAAGCCCCCAGGCCCUGCUCCUGCUCAUCAGCUCCACGAGAGCCAGCAGUUAAUUACAUUAAUUAACCAAGCUGUGGGAAGAGCAAGUGAUGGCCAAGGAGGACCCAGCCCAGGGGGGACCUCCCCCCUGCCCAGAGGAGGAGAAGUGAAGAAGUCUGUGGAGGAAGGAGGCAGAAGGAAGGUUUCCAGAGAGGAGUUGGUGGUUGGAGGUUCUCUAGAAGAAGACCAAGGUGGGAUGGAGGUGAGGGAUGGGGGAUGUGGUGAUUCCUGGUAUUCCUUAGGGAUGCUUCCCAAUAAACCACCCCUAUGGGGUCUGA
Molecule: messenger RNA, 1242 nt
Organism: Indicator indicator
Lineage: Eukaryota; Metazoa; Chordata; Aves; Piciformes; Indicatoridae
Product: mitochondrial uncoupling protein 3-like
Exons: 6
Coding region: 1-924 (307 amino acids)
Biological process (GO): mitochondrial transport; adaptive thermogenesis; mitochondrial transmembrane transport
Cellular component (GO): mitochondrial membrane
Molecular function (GO): oxidative phosphorylation uncoupler activity
Source: RefSeq, a predicted model, not a curated record